This is a messenger RNA of Iphiclides podalirius (scarce swallowtail), 2217 nucleotides long. Lineage: Eukaryota; Metazoa; Arthropoda; Insecta; Lepidoptera; Papilionidae. The record is from the annotation of a GenBank genome assembly.
AUGAGGUACGCGUUCCUUUUAUUCCUCGCGACAGCAGACAGCGUUCGAAAUUAUGUUCUUUCCGAAGGCAAAGAUACGAAAGUCACGACGGUAUUACUAGAGGCCAGGAAUUCCGAUAGCAAAUUGGAUUAUGAAAAGCAGGUAUCUGCGGAUAAGCGCGGGAUUUACCUGGAAGACGUGCUGUAUGCAUUGAACAAUCAGAACUGGACUGUAGAGGAGCAACCAUGUUUGAACCAAACGCUGCGGAUGCUAAAGAACUUGCAGAAUUUCACUUUGUGGGCGGUUUGGCAAUGGGAUUCAAUAUCUUCGGAACCACAAGCUCUUCUUUACGGCAACCGUUACCACCUGGGUAAUUUCGACCAAUGCAUUGAAGCGCCUUGGUCCGGAAGCCAUCCUGAUCUGAGGAACCAGUACUGCCUCGCGGACAUAGUUCUAGAAAGAUCGGACAAAGUUUCUAGAAAGAGAUUAAGCGAACCCAACAACCCAUACCAGUCUGCAUUGGAUCGUCUUGAGCACCGCUCCUACUUUCUGAGGCCGCUCAACUAUAUCACUUGGGGCCUGUGCGUGCCGAACUCCUGCCAACCGCGCUCGGUUCAGCGUUUGCUGGGCAUACUGCUCGCCCACAGCCACCUGGGCGCGGCCGGAUUACGAGCUCGCAUUGCAGUCAAUGAGCCAUGCCAGGGCGCCGACCAUCAAAGGCAGUACGACGCGUUUUUUUACUCAUUCAUCGUCUUCAUGGCAAUCUCCAUUGGGACUGUUUUAAUCUGCACAUACAUCAGGCUCAAGCGGAAGACUUCCGCCGCAUAUUCAUUCAAUGACGCAUUUCUCAAAGCGCUUUGCAUAAAAAAUAACUGGAAUGAUAUAAAGAAGAUGAACAAAAACGGGCUCGAAGCUAUGUACGGAUUGAGGUUCUUGAGCAUUUGUUUUAUAACAUUGGACCAUCAACUGGGGAUAUCCAACGGUGGUCCAACUAGCAACGGAGCUCAAGUAGAUAAGGCCGCAGUUUCCCUCUUGGGUAUGUUCAUACUCCACAACGAUCUAUUCGUGGACACCUUCUUCGUUUUGUCAGGUUUCCUCUCAGCGAAAGCACUGUCUUCUUUCAAAAGGCUCCCGCAUCCAUUAGCUAUAAUCCUCAAAAGAUACGUAAGACUGGUAGUGGCGUUCGCUGUGGUGAUUUACUACGUGUGCGCCGUGUACCCGCUCACGGGCUCCGGCCCUCUGUGGGGCAGGGCCAUUGCCGGCGACACGGAGCAGUGCCGCAAAAACUGGUGGCUUAGCCUCCUCAUGCUGAGUAAUUACCUCGACACCGAGAACAUAUGUAUAGUCGUGACGUGGUACAUCCCCUGCGACUUCCAUUUCUUCGCGGUGACAAUGCUUUUGUACUGGUUAUAUAGAAGGCUGCCGAGGAUUGGGGUCAUCUGCGCAAUUCUAGUCUGUAUUGCGGCCAUUAUCACUCCAGGGGUGAUCAACUAUCUUUACCAACUUCCUCCAAUACAACUGUUCACUUACGAUUUUAUUACCAAUCCUCGAAGACCCCUGCAAUUCCAUUUGACAUACAUCAAGAGCCAUACUCGUUAUGCCGCUUACCUCAUCGGCUUCAUCGCUGGCCUCCUUUACUCUCACCACAAAGCCAAGGGCACUAGAAUUUCCCAGAAAUACUCCGUGCUCGGCGCCUGUUUGGGGCUGGUGGUGAUGCUAACGUUAUUGCUCUACGGUGCUACGUUCCUGUGGCGAAGCUACGGUGUCGUAGGUGACGUGGUCUACGCGGCUAUAGACCGCCCAAUUUGGGCCGUCAGCGUAGCCUUUCUUAUUAUCUGCUGUUCGCUAGGGCAUGUGCCCCUGUUGAAAAGCUUCCUCAGUUGGUACCCCUGGGCACCUCUCAGCCGCCUUAGUUACGGCUUGUACCUGACCCAUUCAAUCAUCAUCGCCCGCAAUAUCUACAGCACCAGAGUCUCCCGGUACUCCGAUAUUUCCAACAACUUUAUCCAGGCAGCUGGCGUUAUAGUUUGCGGUUGCGCGGCAUCUCUUAUCAUUCUUCUCGUAUUCGAGCUUCCAUUAAACAAUUUGCUUAGUUUAGGAUUAAGACAAAAACAACGAAACUCGAAAAUAGAGGCCGAUCAGGGUGAAGCUACCAGCUAUAAGGUGGACACUGAAGUAAACAGAAGACGCUACAUGCAAGAAAAUCUGCCGUCUCCGGAGAACAUGAUAUCCAAAUUU